Molecule: messenger RNA, 1552 nt
Organism: Populus nigra (black poplar)
Lineage: Eukaryota; Viridiplantae; Streptophyta; Magnoliopsida; Malpighiales; Salicaceae
Product: mitochondrial adenine nucleotide transporter ADNT1-like
Exons: 8
Coding region: 182-1246 (354 amino acids)
Biological process (GO): transmembrane transport
Source: RefSeq, a predicted model, not a curated record
CAUUCUCCCUUCGAACCCUUCCUCCUCUCUCUCUCUCUCUCUCAAAACAGACGCCUCCAUCUCUCUCUUUGUUAGCAUAUGCAAAAGCAAACCAAACCUUCCCCAAAUCAAUCAAUCAAUCAAUCUUAAUAAUCACACCAGUCAACGCCGGAAUUCUGACCGCUUUCCUAGGGUUCCGGUGAUGGCAUCAGAGGACGUGAAAACAAGCGAGUCUGCUGUUUCUACGAUUGUGAAUUUCGCUGAAGAGGCUAAACUCGCUCGUGAAGGCGUUAAAGCACCGGGACCCGCUCUUCUUAGUAUCUGCAAGUCUCUUGUAGCCGGGGGUGUAGCCGGUGGCGUGUCACGUACAGCUGUUGCUCCUUUAGAAAGACUAAAAAUACUUCUACAGGUUCAAAAUCCUCACAGUAUAAAAUACAAUGGAACCAUUCAAGGUUUGAAAUACAUAUGGAGAACUGAGGGCUUAAGAGGGAUGUUUAAAGGCAAUGGAACUAAUUGUGCUCGAAUUGUCCCAAAUUCAGCAGUCAAGUUCUUCAGUUAUGAGGAAGCAUCAAAGAGAAUAUUAUGGUUUUAUAGGCAGCAAACUGGAAAUGAUGAUGCUCAGCUUACUCCUCUUCUACGUCUUGGAGCUGGUGCAUGUGCUGGAAUUAUUGCCAUGUCAGCAACUUACCCAAUGGACAUGGUUCGUGGUCGGCUAACCGUCCAGACAGACAAGUCUCCCCGUCAGUAUAGAGGAAUUGCUCAUGCUCUCUCGACAGUCCUUAAGGAGGAAGGUCCUCGGGCUUUAUACAAAGGCUGGCUGCCUUCUGUAAUAGGAGUUAUACCAUAUGUGGGUCUUAACUUUUCUGUAUAUGAAUCUCUUAAAGACUGGUUACUCAAAACUAAUCCAUUUGGACUAGUUGAGGACAAUGAGUUGGGCGUGACAACAAGGCUUGCUUGUGGGGCUGCUGCUGGGACUGUCGGCCAGACAGUGGCUUAUCCUCUUGAUGUUAUCCGACGAAGAAUGCAGAUGGUUGGCUGGAAGGAUGCUGCUUCAAUUGUCACUGGUGAUGGAAGGAGCAAAGCACCUCUUGAAUAUUCUGGUAUGGUUGAUGCCUUCAGGAAAACAGUUCGCCAUGAGGGAUUUGGAGCAUUGUACAAGGGAUUGGUCCCCAAUUCAGUGAAGGUGGUCCCUUCGAUAGCAAUUGCAUUUGUGACAUACGAGAUGGUGAAGGACGUUCUUGGAGUUGAGAUGAGGAUAUCUGACUGAAGUAAUGAGAAGAAUAAAUCAUCAGAGUUUUGUUACUUUCAUUGCGAGGGAAACGAAAGUAAUGUUAGAGGGUCAGUUUUAGCCUUUUAGGGAUUAUCUACUUCGAGAGAACAAGAAAGUUUAGAAGCCAAUCUUUAGCCAGUGUUGAUAUUUCUCCCGUCUUAUACACAACUGUCUCCAUUUAAACCCAUCUUUAGUUUCUAGAUUUCUUAUUCUUACUCCUAUGGCAAUAAUUAUUUGUCGAAAUGAUAUGCAUAUCGGGUGCCUUUCUACUAGAUUAUUUGAAGCCAGUUCUAUUUGUGACAA